UGUUCCUGGCUAGAGGCUGAGUUAAGAAUUUGCGGGUGGUGAACUGGAACAUCUCCUUCUAGGUGUCGGAUCUCAAAACUCGAAGGAUGUUGGGCUCCAAGAACGUGCCCUGGCGGCGGCUGCAGGGCAUUUCCUUCGGGAUGUAUUCGGCUGAAGAGCUCAAGAAAUUAAGUGUUAAAUCCAUUACAAACCCUCGGUACCUGGACAGCCUGGGGAACCCAUCAGCAAAUGGUCUGUACGAUUUAGCACUGGGCCCUGCAGAUUCCAAAGAGGUGUGCUCUACCUGUGUACAAGAUUUCAACAAUUGCUCUGGGCACCUGGGCCACAUUGAGCUCCCACUCAUGGUGUACAACCCUCUCCUCUUUGAUAAACUUUACCUGCUGCUCCGAGGUUCCUGUUUAAACUGCCACAUGCUGACCUGUCCCCGGGCUGUGAUUCACCUCCUUGUCUGCCAGCUGAAAGUUCUGGAAGUUGGGGCCCUACAAGCAGUCUACGAACUGGAGCGAAUUCUGACCAGGUUUCUAGAAGAAAAUGCUGAUCCUUCUGCUUUUGAAAUUCAAGAAGAAUUAGAGCAAUACACAGCCAAAAUUGUGCAGAACAACCUCUUGGGGGCGCAGGGUGCACAUGUGAAGAAUGUGUGCGAGAGCAGGAGCAAACUCAUUGCUUACUUCUGGAAGGCACAUAUGACAGCUAAGCGAUGUCCCCAUUGCAAGACUGGGCGGUCAGUUGUCCGAAAGGAACACAACAGCAAACUAACAGUCACAUAUCCAGCUGUGGUGUGCAAGAACUCUGACCAGAAGGACACAGAGUCCCUGGCUCCGGGAAUUGACGAGGCUCAGAUGGGAAAACGAGGAUAUCUGACACCCAGCAGUGCCCGGGAGCAUCUUGGUGCCAUUUGGAAGAAUGAAGGAUUCUUUCUAAAUUACCUUUUUUUGGGACUGGAUGAUGUUGACAUGGAGUCCAGAUUCAACCCCAGUGUGUUCUUUCUGGAUUUCAUAGUGGUGCCGCCCUCCAGGUACCGCCCUGUUAAUCGCCUAGGGGACCAGAUGUUUACCAAUGGCCAGACGGUGAACUUGCAAGCUGUUAUGAAGGACAUAGUUCUGAUCCGGAAGCUUCUGGCAUUGAUGGCCCAGGAACAGAAGCUACCCACUGAUGUGGCAACACUUGCCACAGAUGAGGAAAAAGACUCUUCCGUUGCUAUGGAUCGGUCCUUUAUAAGUAUGCUUCCAGGCCAGUCUCUCACAGACAAACUUUAUAACAUUUGGAUUCGCCUUCAGAGCCAUGUUAAUAUUGUAUUUGAUAGUGAGAUGGACAAAUUAAUGAUGGAAAAGUUCCCUGGCAUUAGACAGAUCCUGGAGAAGAAGGAAGGCCUGUUCCGAAAGCACAUGAUGGGAAAGCGAGUAGACUAUGCUGCCCGCUCUGUCAUUUGCCCAGACAUGUACAUCAACACCAAUGAAAUCGGAAUUCCCAUGGUGUUUGCCACAAAACUGACCUACCCUCAGCCAGUGACCCCCUGGAACGUCCAGGAACUGAGGCAGGCAGUCAUCAACGGCCCAAAUGUGCACCCCGGAGCCUCCAUGGUCAUUAACGAGGAUGGCAGCCGCACAGCCCUGAGCACCGUGGACAUAGCCCAGCGGGAAGCAGUGGCCAAACAGCUCCUGACACCAGCUACAGGGGCGCCUAAGCCCCUGGGGACAAAAACUGUGUGCCGGCAUGUGAAGAAUGGGGACAUCCUCCUGCUGAAUCGACAGCCCACCCUACACAGACCUUCCAUCCAGGCCCACCUUGCCCGCAUCCUGCCUGAAGAAAAAGUCCUACGGCUGCACUAUGCCAACUGCAAGGCCUACAAUGCUGACUUUGAUGGAGACGAGAUGAAUGCCCACUUCCCCCAGAGUGAGCUGGGCCGGGCUGAGGCCUACGUUUUGGCCUGCACUGAUCAGCAGUACCUUGUUCCCAAGGAUGGGCAGCCAUUAGCAGGACUGAUCCAAGAUCACAUGGUUUCAGGUGCAAACAUGACUAUUCGGGGUUGCUUUUUCACCCGGGAACAGUAUAUGGAGCUGGUAUACCGAGGACUCACAGACAAAGUGGGACGAGUGAAGCUCUUUCCUCCAGCUGUCCUGAAGCCUUUUCCACUGUGGACAGGAAAGCAGGUUGUGUCUACACUGCUGAUAAACAUAAUCCCAGAAGACUACUUCCCACUGAACUUAACUGGAAAGUCAAAAAUCCCUGGAAAAGCCUGGGUACAGGGAACUCCUCGGCCUGUUCCCAACUUUAACCCUGACUUGAUGUGCGAGUCCCAGGUGAUCAUCAGGGAAGGGGAGCUGCUCUGUGGAGUGCUGGACAAGGCGCACUAUGGGAGCUCUGCCUAUGGCCUGGUCCACUGCUGUUAUGAGAUCUAUGGGGGUGAGACCAGCGGCAGGGUCCUUACCUGCCUGGCUCGACUUUUCACUGCCUACCUGCAGCUCUACAGAGGCUUCACCUUGGGCAUGGAAGACAUUUUGGUGAUGCCAAAGGCGGAUGAGACAAGACAUCAGAUCAUUGAAGAAUCAACCCAUUGUGGGCCCCGAGCUGUCAGGGCUGCGUUAAACCUGCCAGAAACUGCAUCAUGUGAUGAGAUCCGAGGGAAAUGGCAGGAUGCCCAUCUGGGCAAAGACCAGAGGGAUUUUAAUGUGAUCGAUCUGAAGUUCAAGGAGGAAGUGAACCAUUACAGCAAUGAGAUUAACAAGGCAUGCAUGCCUUUGGGCCUGCACAGACAAUUCCCAGAGAACAACCUGCAGAUGAUGGUCCAGUCGGGAGCUAAAGGUUCAACUGUGAACACAAUGCAGAUCUCGUGCCUACUGGGCCAGAUUGAACUGGAAGGUCGGAGACCCCCACUAAUGGCAUCUGGCAAGUCACUGCCCUGCUUUGAGGCUUAUGAAUUCACCCCUAGAGCUGGUGGCUUCGUCACUGGAAGGUUUCUCACUGGCAUUAAGCCUCCUGAGUUCUUCUUUCACUGUAUGGCAGGGCGAGAAGGGCUGGUGGACACUGCUGUGAAAACCAGUCGCUCCGGCUACCUCCAAAGGUGCAUUAUCAAGCAUCUGGAGGGACUGGUCGUCCAGUAUGAUCUGACAGUCCGCGACAGUGAUGGCAGCGUGGUACAAUUCCUGUAUGGGGAGGAUGGCCUGGACAUCCCCAAGACACCGUUCCUGCAGCCUAAGCAGUUCCCCUUCCUGGCAAGCAACUAUGAGGUAAUAGUGAAAUCCAAGCAUCUCCAUGAAGUUCUGUCCAGAGGAGAAUCCCAGAAAGCUCUCCGCCACUUCAGAGCCAUCAAAAAAUGGCACAGCAAGCAUUCCAGUGCCCUGCUGAGGAGAGGUGCCUUCCUGAGUUAUUCCCAGAAGAUUCAGACAGCAGUGAGAGCUCUGAACCUCGAGGGCAAGAACCAGAAUGGCCGAAGCCCAGAGGCUCAGCAGAUGUUGCAGAUGUGGUAUGAGUUGGAUGAACAGAGCCGGUGGAAAUACCAGAAGAAAGCAGCCCCUUGUCCUGACCCCAGUCUGUCUGUCUGGCGUCCAGACAUCUACUUAGCAUCUGUGUCAGAAACAUUUGAAAAAAAGGUUGAUGACUACAGCCAGGAUUUGGCAGCCCAAGCAGAGAAGAGUUAUGAGAAAUCAGAGCUUUCUCUUGACAGACUGCGAACCCUGCUGCAGCUGAAGUGGCAGCGCUCACUGUGCGACCCAGGCGAGGCUGUGGGCCUGCUGGCUGCCCAGAGCAUUGGGGAGCCCUCCACACAGAUGACCCUGAACACCUUCCACUUUGCAGGCAGAGGCGAGAUGAACGUCACCCUGGGCAUUCCAAGAUUGAGGGAGAUCCUCAUGGUGGCCAGUGCGAACAUCAAGACGCCUAUGAUGAGUGUGCCCGUGCUCAACACCAAGAAGGCCCUGAAGAGAGUGAAGAGCCUGAAGAAGCAGCUCACCAGAGUAUGCCUCGGGGAGGUGUUGCAGAAAGUUGAUGUUGAGGAGUCCUUCUGUAUGGGGGAAAAGCAGAACAAAUUCCGGGUGUACCAGCUACGGUUUCACUUCCUGCCACAUGCAUAUUACCAGCAGGAGAAGUGCCUGAGGCCCGAGGACAUCCUGCACUUCAUGGAAACAAGGUUCUUUAAACUUCUGAUGGAAUCCAUCAGAAAGAAGCAUAGUAAAGCAUCAGCCUUCCGAAGUGUGAACACUCGGAGAGCUACGCAGCGGGAUCUCGAUGAUGCUGAAGAAUCAGGGAGGAGUCGGGGAGAGCACGAAGGUGAUGAAGAUGAGGGGAACAUUGUGGAUGCUGAAGCUGAGGAGGGGGAUGCUGAUGCCUCAGAUGCAAAAUCCAAGAAGAAGCAAGAGGAAGAGGUGGAUUAUGAGAGUGAGGAAGAGGAGGAGAAGGAGGAAGAAGAAGAUGAGGAGGACACACAGGAAGAUGGGAACAUCCGUGGUGAAGAUGCCGACCAGGCCCGUGAACCAGAUGAGGAGAUGUGCUCAGUCCCAGAGGAGGACUUAUCCCAGAAACCUCUCUGCCUCCGCCGGGAGCGCCAGGAAGCUGAGGCUGUGGAGCGCCGUGUCCAGGCUGUGCGUGAGGCCCACUCGUUUGUUGAGGACUACCAGUAUGACACUGAGGAGGGCCUGUGGUGCCAGGUGAUGUUGAAGCUCCCUCUGAUGAAAAUUAACUUUGAUAUGAGCUCCCUCAUCGUGUCCUUGGCCCACAGCACUGUUGUCUACACAACCAAGGGCAUCACUCGGUGCCUCCUGAAUGAAACCACCAACAAUAAGAACGAGAAGGAGCUUGUGCUGAACACAGAAGGAAUCAACCUCCCGGAGCUGUUCAAGUAUGCUGAGGUGCUGGACCUGCGCCGCCUCUACUCCAACGACAUCCACGCCAUGGCCAACACAUAUGGCAUUGAGGCUGCCCUGAGGGUGAUCGAGAAGGAGAUCAAGGAUGUGUUUGCUGUGUAUGGCAUUGCAGUGGAUCCUCGCCAUCUGUCCCUGGUUGCUGAUUAUAUGUGCUUCGAGGGUGUAUACAAGCCACUAAAUCGCUUCGGGAUCAGGUCAAGCUCCUCUCCUCUGCAGCAGAUGACAUUUGAAACCAGCUUCCAGUUUCUGAAGCAGGCCACCAUGAUGGGAUCCCAUGAUGAGCUGAAGUCGCCUUCAGCCUGCCUCGUGGUUGGUAAGGUUGUUAAAGGUGGGACAGGACUGUUCGAGCUCAAGCAGCCCCUGAGAUAGUGGCUUCUGCAACACCAUCUGCCCAGCCAGGAGGACCUGAGUAUGGAUGUGGCCAGCACCGGAGAGGACCAGAAGGUCAGACUCCAAGGUGGUUCAGAGUGACGGUUCAGAGCACAGCAGUGACCUCAGGCUUCAAAAAGCAGCUGAUCUUUGGGUGGAAGUAGAAAGUGACAGUGUUGCUCUUCCCUGCCCCAUCUCAGGAUUGUAACAGUGCUCUCAGUCCCUCUAAGAUGGCUGGGAUUUCGCUUGCACUGGAAAUCCGUGAGGAGAAGCCCAAGGACGUUCCCUGGAGUAUCAGGGGAACAUCGACUUUGCUGUUGGGACCAACGGUACCUCCAGUGUAUAGAAGUGAGAUCCUUUUGCCCCAGUGACUGCAGACAGGAUUCCUAGGGUCCCACAUGAGCAGAAACAUAGAACCUGCUACUCCCCGACGUGCCCUUUCCGGCUCGUCCAACACCUGGGCGCAGAGUACAUGGAGUCCCCAACCUAGGGCUUUUUCAUGGGCCAAAGGCAGAACAGCACCGUCCUCCAACCACCCAACUUCAUACCUGCACUGCAGCAGGGCCUUGAGAUCACAUCAGUCUCUCCAGGUCCUCAGCAGUUCACCCCCACACAGAAAACCCCACAGAGGCCAUUGGCCAAGCUGCCUGGCUUCCCUGGCUCUGCUCUCAGAUAUGUCGAGCCUUGUGACCUCUGUGUAGGCCCUGCUGUGUGGCUGGGUUUGUCUGGGCCCUCUUCACCACAGACAGCAGCAAGGUACCCGGGCCUGAGCAGAAAAGGCAGAGAGGGCUCAUACAGAGGCUUUGUAAAACCAGAGGCUGUUUCUAUUUUUGUCUAAUGUUAUUCUAACUCAGGCUGAGUAAUAAACAUCCCUGAAACUGUUAGGAGGGGGGAAAACUGACUUGUGUUUUUUAUUUUUUCUUCUGGUUUAUGGUUUUUGCAUUUAGAGUUGAGAACCCAGAACUGGGAUUUUCUUGGCACAGUUAGACCUCCAUCCCUCUUUUUGCUUUCAUCUGAGUUUGUGAGGACAGAUCUCAUCCCCUGCAGACCCCUCACCACCACCCCAUCUGUUCUACUAGUGUCCCCUUCCAGCUCUAGCCCAAUGGCCAGUAGAGGCACAGGACAAAAGCUGGUGGGAAGGAGCUGUGCUGAUCUGGGAGGUGGGGUCGGGGACUGCAAUAAACUCAAGAGUGAGGUCUGGGUUAAAGGUAGGCCUUGCAGGGGGAGAGGGACUACACUACUCCCUCCAGACCUGGGGCAGGACCCAGCCUGCGCCUCUUGCACCCACACAUGACAGGGUCUGGCCUUGCUUGGACACAGAGUAUGAAAGCUUCCAAGGAAGACAGGGAGGAUGGGUCCCUGUGGAAUCCUGUGCAAUAGAGGCCCAGCAUGCAGCGGGGUAGGUGUUCAUUCUUUGAGAUGAAAGACUCAACUAGAAUUGUGAGAGAGUCCUCAGAGAAGAUCACAAGGUACCCCAACGCUGCGACCUCUGACUGACGAACGAGUGGGUCCAUGUUCAUGAGGUCAACCCCUCCUCCUGCCCCCACUCCUCCAUGCAGCCUUUUUACACCACUCUCCCCAGAGGAUGAGUAGAAACAGCACAUCUGGUUUUUAAACAGAUGUUCCAGUGCUUGGCCAGCUGCGACAUCUUUGCAGUAGUCUCAGGGUUAUAAAUGCGGUUCCUCUGAGAGUGUCCUUGAGUUUUUGCAAGAGCUACAAGUUGGCCCUGGCCAAAUUUGUUGAAGAGGAUAGGGCAAUUGCAAAAUCUUUAUUUUGGUUAUUUUGUUUUGUUUGUUUUUGCUUUGUUUUGCUUUGGGCAGUACUGACUGAGGUUGAGCCCGGGGCCCUUAUGUAUGGCAUGCAAGCACUGUACCACUGAACCACACACCCCACCCCAGCCCUUUUAAUUUUUUUAUUUUGAAACAGUCUUGCUAUGUUGCCUGGGUAGGCCUUGAACUUGGAAUCCUUCCUUACCCUCUACAGUAGCUGGGCUUACAGUUUCAGAGUUACUUCAGUCAAAACAGGAUAGAGAUUGUCCAGAGGGUUUCACAGACUUUUCAUGGAGGCUAUGAGUUCUUCAGAACCCCAAAGUACUAGCAGCCACAGUUCCUGGGCAUUCUCCUUGAGGCCUUGCCCUUUAGAUGACAGUGUCCAUACCUAUUUGGAUUGCUCAGACUUUUUUUUUUUUUUUUUUUAAUAUCCUUUCUGAGUUCUCAACGAAAUCAGUACUGGCAUCCCUGAAGUUGCUACCAUGAAUCUGACACAUCUUUGCUAAAUCAAGUAGGAACAAACCAGGACUAAAUGAAGCCCCUUGUCCCCUUCUCUCUUGGCACCUUCCCUUCUCUCGUUUUUCCAUUUUGUAUUGCUGUUACAAAGUAUCUGAGGCUAUAAUGUUAAAAAAAGGGUUUAUGUCACUCAGUUCUGGAGGCCCAAGAACAUGCGGCAACAUAAGCGUGGCACUGGUUAGGGCCUUGUGGCAGGUGGCAGCAGUGUGUCCUUUUCCACAGUAGCUUAGCCACGUCCAAGUGACUGGCAGCACAUGCGGAAGAGGGCUUCUGAGCCCGUGUUGGGUUCCCUUGUAAAAGGACCCAUUCUCUGCAAGCUAAUGACUCCAUUGAGGCCAGCUUCGGUCCCUUGUCCCUUCCACUAGACCCUACCUGUUAAAUCUGCGACCUCAGCACCCCCACCUGGAAAACCAAGCCUCUGCCUGUGCACCUCUGGGGAUCAAACCAUCACACCCCCAAAUGUAUGUGCAGAUAGCUGUGCCCAUUGAACUCUACCCCCACCCAAUUCUUUCCCUAUGCACCAACUUCUCUGGGUGCCUCCUGUAGCGUUUGAUUUUUUGAAAUUUUGUUAAUGGUUUAUUUCACUUAGCCUGAUGUCCUCGAAGUUCAUCCAUUGUGUAACGUGUCAGAAUUGCCUUUUUAAGACUAAAUAACAACCCACUUAGGGAUAUACACGUUUUGCCUUUGUAUUUGUCUAUUAAUGGAUAGUUUGGUUGCUUUCAUCUUUUAGCUAUUGUGAAGUGGCUUGAUCCUAUGGCAGUUCUUUCUAAAAUUAUUUUGAAGAACCUUGUAUCCUUUUCCACAGUAGCUUUUUUACAUUCCCACUGGGUUCCAAUUUCUCCACAUCUUUGUUACUUUCUGUUUCUAUUUUAAAUAGUAGCUAUCUUGAUGAGUAGCACGUAUUCUCAUUUUUGGUUUGGUGUUCUAAUCAAAUGGCAGGACCCUUAGCUGGUUUGCAUCUGCAGACCAACUAAGGAUAAGAACAAUUUACAAAGUAUUUGCUGUUUGCCAAUCUUAAAAGUUUUUGAGUUUAUGAUUGAACACGCUGCUAUAGGAAUCUAGAAAAAUGCUCUUGAAGCAGGAGAGAUUGGUCCUUUAGGUGAAGAGUCACCCGUUAGCAACUCCCUCUACAGACUCUGUGGAGUCUUCAUACCACAACCUGUAUGUGAGGUCACACAGCUCAGGUAGUUGCUGAGCCUGCUGUGGCUCUCCUGAUCCCCGUGCAGUUUUACUUCAAUCACAGCCACUCAAAUAGCUGUGGUCAAAAAUUUCAAAUUUCCUAAGCCAUAAACCCCAGAGGUCCUCAUUCUGCACAUUGGUAACGCUUGGGGAGCUUUUAGAUGCAUUUCAAUGCCAUAACCAGAGAUUGGGGCUUUUUGUUUGUUUGUUUGUUUUGUUUUUUUACUGGGAUAUUUAAGGUAUACAA
Molecule: messenger RNA, 8939 nt
Organism: Fukomys damarensis (Damara mole-rat)
Lineage: Eukaryota; Metazoa; Chordata; Mammalia; Rodentia; Bathyergidae
Gene: Polr1a
Product: RNA polymerase I subunit A
Exons: 34
Coding region: 87-5228 (1713 amino acids)
Biological process (GO): DNA-templated transcription
Cellular component (GO): RNA polymerase I complex
Molecular function (GO): DNA-directed RNA polymerase activity; DNA binding
Source: RefSeq, a predicted model, not a curated record